CCCCUCGUCGACCACCGGCAAGGAUGGUCAGCCCAAGCUCCUGUAUCCAGUGGCGACGCUAGUCCCACCGCCAGCCCCUCCAGGCGGCCUGCCGCCAGCCUUCUCCACAGCCCGGCGGCCACACCCCACCACCGGCAACUCGGCCCACCCGGCCUCCUCAUCCUCCUACUCUUCGGCCUACUCGCAGAUGUUCCUCCCCCCGGGGCAAUCCUUCGAAUUGGACGGGCCGGAGGCCCCCACCGAUGGCCUGGACGCCGGGCACUUCCUCCUGUGGGAUGCUCCCCGAGGCGGCUUGCCCCUGGCUACGGCCGGCCGGCCCCGUGGCCAAUUGCUCACUCUACAGCAGCAGCAGCAGAUUUACCGCCAGCGCAUGGCGGCCGGAGGCGGCUCCGGCGUCCCGGGCAGCGCCUCUGCCGCGGCCUCCGGCGCCGGAACCGCAUCCGGUGCUCCCCAUGACCCGACGAUGCCGGACGUCAAUGACGACGGCAUCACCGAGGGCGACAUCAUCCGCGACUCUUGGAUCUUGGGCAUCGACAAUCGCAAGGAGCAUGCAAUCCGCAAGAAGCGCGCCGAGGCCGAUGCUGCGCGCGUUCGUCUGGAGGCCUCAGCCACGCGGUCCUUUCUCAAGGACUAUGCCCGGCGCCGGGAUUGGGUCUCCCAGUCAAUCCCCUCGACCGUGACAUCCUCGGCCAUGGGCCACAUCGCAGCGGCGGCGGCCGCGCCGGCUCGCUGCUCAGCCUGUGCCACGGCCGCGGCGGCUGGCCAACCGCCCCCCCAGCCGUCCUGCCUAGAGUGCCCACCUGUUGACCCAUCCGCGGCGGCUGCCUCUAUCAGCCCCUCUUCGGCCGGCGGUACAGAGCCCGGCGGGCCGGUCGCCCCGCCGACACCCAUCGCCGAGCCGCCCUCGCGUGUGCUGGCCUUUGGCCGGGUGCGCGUUGGCCCGCUCGGGCCAGGUGCUGCCCAAUCGGUGCCGCCCGAUUUUGGGUCCGCCUUCGCCGCGCCCAGUCCGCACCAGGUGAAGUACUCGAGCCCGGCCACCACCGGCAGCGGCGUCCACCCGCCGGCCGGCGCGGAUCCCGCACUGCCCGCCUCUGAUGGGUUACCACAGCCGGUAACCAUGACCCCGGGCCCUGUUCCUUCUUCCUCCUCCUCAUCCCCCACCGCUGCCAUUGCUGCUGCUGCUGCUGCUGCUGCUGCUGCUCAUGUCGGAGGCGAGGUGGCUCCUGUGCCCCAGGUGGCCGUCACCGAGCCCCCCGUCUUCGAGGGGGUGGGCCCUCGUCCGCUGGUGGCCACGCGUGAUCUGGCCGGGCGCCGAGUGGCCUCCCCCGGUACCAGUAGCAAGCCGGUCAUCACUGUCCGGCAGACUGGCUUCCAAGUGACAUCCACCCCCCUCCCCGGCGCCACGGUGUCCGGGUCCCUGCUUUCUUCCUCGCCCGUCGGGGGGAGGUCUCCUUCCCCGGCGUCUGGCGGUCUGUCCUCGUCACCACUCACGUCCUUUGUCCAGAGUGGGGGGUUUGCCACCAACACCGGUGGUCCCGGGUCCACCGGCGCGCCCGUGCGUGCACACGCUACCCCGGUCUUUUCGCCGCCCCUAUCUCCCUCCACCAGUCCGAUGUCAACAGCGGCCAUCGGCACCGCCACCAUGACCGUCACCACCGCCGCCACUCCCGCCAGUGCCAUCGCGGGUGUUGCCGCGACGACGGCACCGCCAACUGUCAUUGAUGCUGGCCUCGGGAAGGUCGCUUCCUCAUCCGGCCCGAGUGUCCAGCCAUUCCCCCAGGCGGAUGUAGGCCGCCCAACGUCUGCCCUCACGGCCACCAUCCAGGCGAAGUCCACUCGCCAGGACCAGCCAAUCCGCGCGCGCCGGGACUCUGUCAUCAAUGAUAUCCUCAAUCAGCAGUGGCAUCGAGAGUCUGACACCGGCAGCGGACCAUCUCUCUCGCACGCCACUCAAUCCUGACGCCCUUCUUGUAGUAUACCAUCAGGCCUUGGUGACAAUCGUCGCCGAACCAACACCCUUUCCCCCACCUGUCCUUGUUCGAUCUUUUCACAUUGUGGGAGCGCAGCGGCCCAAUUCUGGCGCCCCCUCCCCCUUCCUCCUUCCUCUCCAAUAGAUCCCUCUCCAUGUGUUCAAAA
Molecule: messenger RNA, 2136 nt
Organism: Fonticula alba
Lineage: Eukaryota; Rotosphaerida; Fonticulaceae
Exons: 3
Coding region: 188-1960 (590 amino acids)
Source: RefSeq, a predicted model, not a curated record